GUCCAUCCAUGUUGUUGACAAAUCCAGCCAGCCUGUGCUAGGUGGCAUGAUAUUUCAGUGACAUUUUUACUAAAGCUGUUGUUCAUAAUGAGUUCUCCAGAGGACAGGCAUGGGACAAAACGACCCGCGUCUCCAAAUGACAAUGGGUCUACACAGUGGGCAUCAGCUGAUCUGGGAAGCAGCGAAAGGAAGCAGAAGUUUUUACGUUUGAUGGGAGCUGGCAAGAGAGAACAUACCGGGCGCCUCGUCAUUGGCGACCACAAGUCGACAUCCCACUUCCGCAGUGGCCAGGAAGAUAAGAAGAUGAACGAGCAGCUAGAGAUGCAGUACCAGCAGAGCAUGGAUGGGAAGCUGUCAGGCCGGAACCGGAGACACUGUGGCCUGGGUUUCAGUGAGCCGGACCCACAGCCAGAUUCAUUUCCCUCCCCUGAAGUGGACAGUCAGACAAAAGCCACAGAGCCAGAGAAAUCCACCAGUGAAGAAGAACGCACAGACGCCCAGGACGCAGGCAGCGAUCCCACCCCAAAGGAACAGAUCUCAGACCAGGCCAAGCCCAGCUCAGACACUAGGGAUGACGAACGGAAACACAGCUAUAAAAUGGCCUUUGUGAAGUCGGCGUAGGGCAGAGGGGGCGUGUACGGGGAGGAAUUAGGUUUUGUAAUCUUAAAUUUGUACAUUUUGUUGUUUUUUUGUUUAACUAUAGGCGAACAUCCAGCAGUUUAAUCCUUUUUACUGUGUAGAAAUGAGUUCUCCAUGUGAGCACUCACUUAUCUUUGAGGCGACGACCUGAGGCCAGAUGUAUGAAACUCUGUGUAGAAAGUAAAACUGUGUGUACACACAGAUGCAGAAAUAUGCAUUCUUUUCAACAGAUUUUUAAAGCGGUGUGCACAUCUGAUUCUGUUUUAAAUUUCAGUCAUAGUGGCGCUGGGCGCACGGGCGUAAGCCUCAUAUCGACACCCCCAGUUCACCAUAAAUGGAUCUAGAAACACCCUUAAACAUCCGUUUGCGUAUUGACACGAGCCGCCAUCCACUAUUCAUUUCGCCUGUCAGUGAGGAAUAUGGUAAAGAAAGUGCAGUUUCACCGCGUUGCAUCGGCAAGCUUCACCAACGGUGCCGGAGCAGCUGUCAACAUGCGCAGUAUUAAAUGUCAGAGGGAUUCAUUAUUAUCAGUUACUCGUUCAUAGUGCUUAUGUUGAAACUGACUUUACAAAAUGCACCACAUGAUAAAAUGAAACAAUCACUAACAGGGAGAUGAAUGUAAAUGAAAAUAAUCCUGAAAUGUAUCACUCAUACGUAAUUUAAGAUUAACUUAACGAAUGCGCCCUUGAUUGACAUUUUACAGAAUGCAGGGUAAGCUGCAAAAAAUUAAACAUAACAAUCUGAAGUUGGCAAACAACCUUAAAACAUUGUGUUCCAUCUCUCAUGUUAUAUUUAAUCUUCUGAUCAUAUUACCCGCAGCUACCUCAGCUAAAACCAUGUGUAGGCCUGCUCUGAAGAAUGCGUGAGGUGCGCACAUCCUCACAGCACAUUCUUCCUUUAGUUAAUACCAGUUUAUGUUUGGGAAAAGGUGUACACAUGGUUUUUGUGCGCACACACACACACAUUUAUGCAUCUGGCCUCUGAAGUCUACGGUGUUAGAGAAUUAAGCCUGCAGGCUCAAACAUCAGCUUUUGGUUGAGUGGUGUUAAAAAAUGUCAAAUUAAGAUGGCAAAUUGUCCCAUUUUUCUUUUGUUUGAACAUUUCAGCAGUCACUGCAUUUGCCAUGUAUUGUUUUGGAUGAAACUGGAUUGCUUUGUCAUUCAGCAUGAUUGAUAUACACACUGUAAAUUGUGUGAAUUCUUGUUUUAACCAAUAAAGGGAAGUGCCAGUUGUAA
Messenger RNA from Plectropomus leopardus (leopard coralgrouper), 1874 nucleotides. It is a transcript of the gene c7h11orf58, whose product is annotated as chromosome 7 C11orf58 homolog. NCBI's taxonomy places the organism in Eukaryota, Metazoa, Chordata, Actinopteri, Perciformes, Serranidae. The record is from RefSeq and is a predicted model, not a curated record.